CUCCUCCUCCUCCUCCUCGGAGCGGAGCCGGGGCGGGGCGGCCCCUGCGGCAGCGGCUCAGCCCCGCGGCUCUGCCGGGGCGGCUUCCCCCGCCGUUCCCCGCCCGAGCGGAGCUGCAACCGGGCAUGGGCGGCGGGGGAACGGCGGGGAGGGGGCAGCCACCCCUUUAGGGUCGCCACGAGAGAGAUCCGGGAAUUUCCUUACGAUGGAAAGGCUGGUUGUCUCCCUACUGGUUAUCAGCACAGCUGUGAAGGCCAUGAUGUGUCCCAAGCGAUGCAUGUGUCAAAACCUCUCGCCGUCCUUCACCAUCCUCUGCACCAAAACGGGGCUCCUCUUUGUGCCCCCCAGCAUCGACCGGAGGACGGCGGAGCUGAGGUUGAUGGACAACUUCAUCACCACUCUGAGGAGGAAGGAUUUCGCCAACAUGACCAACCUGAUCCACUUGACGCUCUCGAGGAAUACCAUCAGUCAGAUCAUGCCUUACGCGUUUUUCGAUCUCAAAGGCCUUCACGCCUUACACUUGGACAGUAAUCGACUGACGUACAUCAACGAGGACCACUUCAAAGGUUUAAUUAACCUCCGGCAUUUAAUACUCAGUAACAACCAAUUAAACUAUAUCUCUCCCGGGUCGUUGGAUGACUUUAUUGAAACAAUCGAGGACCUGGACCUGUCCUACAACAACUUAGUGAACGUCCCGUGGGAAACGAUCGCCAAACUGACCAACGUCAAUACGGUCAGUUUGGAUCAUAACCUCAUCGAGUUUGUGCCCGAGGGGAUCUUCUCCAACCUCCACAAACUCGCCCGGCUGGACAUGACCUCCAAUAAGUUGAAGAAGAUCCCUCCCGACCCUUUGUUUUCCAGAAUCCCCGUCUACGCCAAAUCCAAAGGAUCUCCCAUCACGUCUUUGGUGCUCAGCUUCGGAGGGAAUCCUCUGCACUGCAACUGCGAACUCGUCUGGUUGAGGCGCCUCACCAGAGAGGACGACCUGGAAACCUGCGCUUCUCCUCCGGAACUGAUGGGCAAAUACUUUUGGUCCAUCAAAGAGGAGGAAUUUGUCUGCGAACCCCCGAUGAUAACUCACCGAACCCCAAAAGUAACGGUGACCGAAGGGCAAAGUGUCUCUUUGAAGUGCAAAGCCGUCGGUGAUCCGGAGCCGUACGUCCGCUGGAUCUCCCCCGAUGGGAAAUUGGUCUCCAACACAUCCAGGACGGUUUCUUACGAGAAUGGGACGCUGGAUAUUUCGGUGACGACGUUGUCGGACAAAGGGACGUUCACCUGCAUCGCCUCCAACGCCGCCGGAGAGUCGACGGCUCCGGUUGAACUCCUCAUCAACCCUUACCCCAACCUCGCCAACAGCACCGACUGCGAUAAAGACCGGGAGAACAGCCCCUCGGAUAUCCUUAUAUCCGCCAAGUCGAGCUUUCCCAACGAAACAAAGGCUCCGCAGGAGAAGGUCGCGGUGGCUGAGUUGACGUCAUCUUCUGCUCUUAUCCAAUGGCCUUCUCAGCACCAUCUUCCCGGGAUUCGGAUGUACCAAAUUCAGUACAACAGCUCCGCCGACGACAUCCUGGUGUACAGGAUGAUCCCAGCUCCUAGUAAAUCCUUCUUCUUGACUGAUCUGGUUGCAGGACGCCAGUACGACCUCUGCGUUCUUGCCGUUUACGAUGACGGGUUGACCUCUUUGACGGCAACCAGAGUGCUCGGCUGCGUGGAGUUCACCACCCAAGAGGAGUACAAACAGUGCCGCUCCCUUCACGCCCAGUUUCUCGGCGGCACCAUGAUCAUCAUUAUCGGGGGGAUCAUCGUGGCCUCCGUCCUCGUUUUCAUCUUCAUCCUCCUGGUGAAGUACAAAGUCUACAACCACCACCCCAAAACCAAACCCGCCAAAGUCCACAACGUCUGCUCGCAAACCAACGGCAGCCAAAGCGGCUCCGCGGGGCGCUCCGCCUCCAAACUCGCCGAGCGCCGACAGAGUUUGCGCCACGAGGGUUCCGCUUCGUCCCUCAAAAGCAAAACGGGGGUGGAAUUGGACUGCGAGAAAGCGACCCCGACCAACGCCGCCUUUUUAACCACCGAGGCGUUACCUUAACGGGAGGGAACCGAGGGGGCGUUUGCGCUCGAACCAUCGGAACGCGAAUGGGUGUAUUUUAAGCUUCACUACUAUCGUCUAUUUUUAAGAUCAGAUGGUUUCAAAGAAUAUUUUUUUAAUCUCUGUACACAGUUCUCGCAUUCUUAACUAUUUUCUUUCGAGAUAUUAAAUAUAAGUGUGUGAUUUCCAAGAUUUUUUUACCGGUUCUUUUCUAGCCCCGACAGCUCCGGAGCUCAACCGAAUGGGUUUGGCUUUGAAAGGCACUCUCUUGCGUUCGUUCGGGUACCGACCGGCAGCAGAACGGACUCUCAGGACCUUCACCUUUGCCCUUUCCUCACUCUCCGCAGCUCAAACGCCUCUUCUCUCCAAGGAAUAAUUUGUUAUUAAACGUUCCCGACUUCU
Messenger RNA from Cuculus canorus (common cuckoo), 2491 nucleotides. Its product is annotated as leucine-rich repeat and fibronectin type III domain-containing protein 1-like protein. Gene Ontology annotation, molecular function: protein binding. Lineage: Eukaryota; Metazoa; Chordata; Aves; Cuculiformes; Cuculidae. The coding region runs from base 206 to 2089 and encodes 627 amino acids. The transcript has 3 exons. The record is from RefSeq and is a predicted model, not a curated record.